Molecule: messenger RNA, 1323 nt
Organism: Exophiala bonariae
Lineage: Eukaryota; Fungi; Ascomycota; Eurotiomycetes; Chaetothyriales; Herpotrichiellaceae
Exons: 4
Coding region: 1-1323 (440 amino acids)
Biological process (GO): ubiquitin-dependent endocytosis
Cellular component (GO): cytoplasm; plasma membrane; cytosol
Molecular function (GO): protein-macromolecule adaptor activity; ubiquitin protein ligase binding
Source: RefSeq, a predicted model, not a curated record
AUGGACAAGACUAUCCCACUCAAGAGACUGGAAGUCAGGCUAGACAACCCUACUAUUCGCGUCGACACCUAUGAGGAUGUCCAAUCGUCCAAAUUCGUGACUGGAAGAAUAGUCUUGAUGAAUCAAGAACCAUUGCCCAUUCGAAAUGUGAAAGUCUGGCUUCGUGUGGAGAGAAAAGUUUCGUGGUUCAUCAAAUCGUUCUCGUAUCAGCUCGUCAAAAACAUCGACAACAUACUGCUGAAGGAAGUCACACUGUAUCCUCCCUCACCACACGUCAAACCUGCGAAUCGAUUAGAGCCUGGAAACCACGUCUGGCAGUUUUGCUUCGAACUUGAGACACCUAUCGCAGAGAGCAUUCAUGGAUUACACCAUGCGCAUCUAAGAUAUAUUAUAGAAGCCGAAGUGCUUAUGAGAGGCCUCCUGUCCCCAACUCUCCGCGCUUCUCAGACUCUCCACGUCAUCAAUCCGAGCAGCACACAGGUCAGAAAUAGCAGCUCAGAGCAUCAGAAGAAGUCUAGUGUCGGAACCAAGGGUGUCGAGUACAUCAUUUAUGCUCCCUCUGUACGACAUCGAUGGGGUGAGCCUGUCGACUUCGAAUUUCGUGUGCCCAGGUCACCCAACGUGGGACGAAUAUCGGCAAUCUUUAAGUUGAGAGAAGAGAUAAAGCUUCAAGCACUUUUCAAUAAGAGACUUAUAUCGGAUACGAGGGAGUCGUUUAUUGCGGAAGGGGAGAAAGACCUAACGAGUGAAUCUACCGCGACACAGGUCCGCUUCCCGCUACCCCGUUCACUCACUGUAUGUCGGCAGUCGGUCAAGGAGGAGAGAAUCCAGAUAAACCAUAGUAUCAGGAUUACACUUGAGAUUGAGGAUGAUUACGGAAAGGUUGAACGGGUCGAGUUCGACUUUCCGUUUCAUCUAGAAUUCCCAGUAGGUAUAAAAUUUGACGAAAAAGGGAGCGCAUGUUUUGAUGGCGUAAGAAAGAUACCAACAGGAGAGGAAGAAGGUCUCCUUGAUGCACCUCCACCAUUCGGAAAGCAUGAUCAAGAUCAACUUUAUGCACAAGACUCCAUGCCGACCUACCUCACAUCCACAGACGUCGAUCAUCAAGCAAUCCAAAACCCAGAGCGUUCGUCUGGAGAGUUGAGAAUCAAUAGUCCAUCAGAAAUAACGCCCUCUUAUGAAUUGGCGGUGCAGGGCCCAGAGUUGUAUUUCAUGUCCGGCAAUUCACUGCCAACUUACGACAACAUCAGCGGUGGACUUGAACAACGUGGUCACAUAGAAUACCCGUCACCGGCUGUCUGUCAUAGAGUUCGAUCGCACUGA